AUGCUCCCACCUCUUGUCGAUACCUUUGCUGUCGUUACCGAGGACAGAAAGUGCUGCAGUUAUGGCUCAAGCACAAGUGAUCCAGUGACCUUCCAGGACCAUGUGGUUGCUUUCUCUGCAAUGCUCUCAUCCUUUACUAUGCAAAUGAACCACCAGGCCAGUUGUUAUCACCCCACCUCCCUGACCCCACAGAACCAAAACAUCAAUUUCUUAGAGGGGAGAAACCAGAGAAAUGGUUCGAUUAACAUGAAGCUUGUGGCUUUUUCAAAAUGUGAGCGGAGGACACCAGCACCUCCUCCUAACAUGCCUAUUUGUACUUUUACUUUUUGCCAAUGA
This is a messenger RNA of Xyrichtys novacula (pearly razorfish), 336 nucleotides long. Lineage: Eukaryota; Metazoa; Chordata; Actinopteri; Labriformes; Labridae. The record is from the annotation of a GenBank genome assembly.